ACAGCAUGCAUCAGAUUUAGACCAAUCCGACUCAAGCCUGGGAGUACAAUACUUGAUAUUCCUAGAAUCAGGGAACUACUGGAGAAAUGGGAAUCCUUCCUCAAGAUACCCGUCCUGAAUGUGGAUUAUACAUUUAUUCAUAUAGAGGACAGGACACUCCUACUUCAGGACAGUUGGAAACUCUUUGAAUGGAACCAUAUUUGCAUUGUGAAAAAUGAGACUUCAGUCCGUAUUACAUCAAAUGGAAAAGAGAGUUUUUUCUUCUUUAAUAUAUCAACUCCACUAACGCUAACUUUACUGAAAGAUGUCACAAUAGGAAAUGACAAGUUAAGAAAAGAUGCAGCUUUUGUUGGAGACAUUUCUGAUUUGAAUCUGUGGAAUGGAAGCAAGUCCUUUGAAUUUAUACAAGACUGGAUGUCAAAUAGGAUACAUGAAAGGGGGGAUAUCAUCAAUUGGGAUUUGAUCAUGUCUAAAAAUACAGAACUGAUCAUAACAAAUUUUGACAGAAGUGAAUUUUUUGAGAAGAAGAGCAUUGAAUAUAUUCUGCUUUCGGAUAAAAUCAAAUCUGAGGAGCUUCAUAGAUUUUGCAGCAAUAUUGGAGGAAAAGCUGCGGUUGUCAACCAAUUAAACUUUCCAUACUUAUCCAGCUUAUUCAAUAGUUCCAGAUUCAACGCUUCGAGGUUUUGGUCUGGAUAUUCAGAUGAAGAUGAAGAAGGCGUUUUCAUGAGUGUAGAUAGGAUUCCACUCACAUCUGAAAGUUGGGCUCCAGGAGAACCUAAUGGAAAGCAUACUGAGAACUGUUUGAUUUCUGCCACUUACACAUCCACCUUGAUGUUUAAAGAUACAUCAUGCUCUGAAGAAAAUUAUGGCUUCUGUGCAAUUAAGAACCAAAAGCCUAUUAAGCUAAGAGGAGAAAUAGGAGCUAUCCCUGUAGAUAGGCAGUAUUUCUGGAAUGAAAAGCUACAGAAUGGAAAAUUUUCCUUCUUUGGUAAUCACCGCUCAGAAAUUUUCUUUAAUGGUUUUGUAUGGCAAAUAAGAGAUGUUGAAAAUGGUAAAAUAUAUCUUAAACAUGAGGGCAACUCAUAUCCUUUUGGGAACCAUGAAUGGUUAGAUAUCAAAUCUAAUUCUUCUGUUUUUCUUGGAUUAACAAUCUGUAAAACAGAAGAUUUCAACUGUGGAAAUGGAGAUUGUGUACCAUUGUCAAAUGUUUGCAAUGGAAGGUAUGACUGCUCUGACUCAUCAGAUGAAAUUGACUGCAGUCCCUUUAUCCUAUCCGGAUACAAUAAACAUCUUCCUCCACCUAUCCAUGGUCAAGGACUUGUUCAUAUAACAUUCAUGGAAAUAAUACUUGUCGAAAUACAGGAAAAGCAGUCAAUGAUAAACCUCCAGAUGGGGAUUACUUCCAAAUGGAGAGACAGCAGGAUUGAAUACGUUAAUAUUUUGCCUGGAAAGAUAAAUGAAGUGGAAGAAGAUUUUAGGGACAGUAUCUGGAGUCCUGAUUAUACAUUUUACCUGACAACAAAGGCAAGAGAAGACAUCUCAUUUAAAACUCUUGAAGUUAUGCCAAUGGGAAAUGGAACCCGAUCGCCUUACUCUGACCUCUACAAAAGAAUAUACUUCAAUUGGGAUGAAGUUUUUAUAAUUACUAGACAGUUUUAUGUUGCAGAAAUACAAUGCAAAUUUAAAAACCUCCAUCUCUACCCAUUUGAUGAAGACACAUGCACUUUUUUUAUUUACGUGGAUGGAAUAAGUUGUUGGACCCCAUUUUCAAAUGCUACUGUUAUAGAUCUUGACGAAAUUAAGCCAACAGUGCCUCAGAACAUUGGUCAAAAUGUUGUUGUUAGUAGGAAAACAUAUAUCACUGAUCUUGGAUAUUUGGCGGUUGAUAUCAAUUUUAGGCGAAAGUUUAUUGGAGUAUUUAUUCAAAGUGGUCUGCCAGUCACCCUGUUCUCUGUCAUUGUGUAUGUCACAAAUACUUUCUGUCUCGAAAUGUUUGAUAUAGCUGUUACAGUUAAUGUUGUAUGCAUCCUAGCUAUAUCAGGCGUUUAUUCAAACAUUACAAACUCUCUUCCACCAAGUGCAUCUAUCAAGAUUUUAGAGUUUCAUGUACUUAAAUGCUUGUCAUUGUCUGUUUUUGUUUGCCUGAUGCAAACAAUUCACAAGAUGAUCUGGAACAGAGGCACUAAAGUCAGCCCAACUGAGAUCAUUAAUUCUAAAGCAGAAAAAUGUAGAAUUAACAAGGCUGCAAAAAUAGUUUAUUAUGUCUCAUCUUGGAUAAUUCCUAUAACUUCUGUUCUGCUAGAUUUAGUAUUUAUUGCUUUUGGCAUUAUUCAUGAAUAUCAACUGAUUUAAUACUUAAGCAUCAUUAUGCACAACAUUAGUUCAACAAAAGUUCAAGAUUCUAUUGGAAUUAAACUUAGAGAGUAUUAAUCAA
This is a messenger RNA of Eurytemora carolleeae, 2434 nucleotides long. RefSeq lists its product as uncharacterized. Lineage: Eukaryota; Metazoa; Arthropoda; Copepoda; Calanoida; Temoridae. Gene Ontology annotation, cellular component: membrane. The record is from RefSeq and is a predicted model, not a curated record. Gene Ontology annotation, molecular function: extracellular ligand-gated monoatomic ion channel activity; protein binding. Gene Ontology annotation, biological process: monoatomic ion transport. The transcript has 6 exons. Bases 415 to 2352 code for a protein of 645 amino acids.